AGACAUAGAUCCAACCCAAGUACACCACAUUUUGAUAUUUGAUCUAAAUCUUAAUUAAUUUUAACUUCUCGAAGAAUAAAAUGAAACAUGCAGUUAAAUAAGUUGAUUAUUUAUGUGAUUAGAUUUCACAAAUUUUUGAUUGGGUGCAUAAUCCAGAUUCUCCAACUAUCGUUUUCUUCAUCUUUCAUUCGCCAACCUCUGCUCUGUCUUCAUUGUUCACCAAGCAAUUGAACUCUUUUGGGGCCACAUUACUCAAAUCAAAGCAAGUUGGUUUCUGGAAUUGGUAGUUAGAGAGUUACAUGUGUUUUGCAAGCACAUGAUGACGGCGCAUAACAUGGAUCCUGAUGUUGUUCGAUGGGGUCUUCAUCUUCUAGAUGUUUGUACUUUUUCUCAUGGUCGUACCCCUAGUGUUGAAACUCGAUGUGAUCCCGAUUUAAGUCGAGUUGAAUAUGUUAGGGAAGGCUUCUGUCAACCUUUGUAUGUUGAGGGUGACGAGGCUCUUGCACGUGCAUAUCAAGACGAGUUGUCACAGCUUGAUUCCAUGGGGGCUGGUGGGACGAAGGAUUUUGAGAAUGAGCAAGUGCAGGCAUCUGUUAAUUCGCGAGACUGGCUUUCGUCUUCUAAUGGGAGCUAUAACUUUGAACCCCGUAGGUGAGUCAUGUGAUACGAAAGGAGUGCAGGAUUGUGGUCCAAGUGGAAGGGAAAACGAUGCGCAUGAAGUUGGAGUAUUUAGUUCUUCUAAUGGGUCAGGAGAGAUACCUGCCACUAGUGAUGACAUGUGGUGUCCAUUGGAAAUAUCGGAUGAGUCUUCUCUUGACGGUGAAGUAGGCAAAAGAUUCAAUCAGAUGGUUCCCGUUCCUCAUGUUCCUAAAAUCAACGAAAAAAUACCAUCUGAUGACGAAGAAAUAUCAGACCAUCAAAGGCUGCUUGACAGACUGCGGUUAUAUCAACUGGUCGAGUCUAAGGUUAAAGGAGAUGGUAACUGCCAGUUUCGUUCUUUGUCAGAUCAACUCUAUCGCUCUCCAGACCUCCACGCUUUUGUACGGGAACAAAUUCUUAAACAGCUCAAGUCCUACCCAGAAAAAUAUAUGAAUUAUGUUCCUAUGGAUUAUAGUAAAUAUUUAAUGGAUAUGAGCAGGAGUGGUGAAUGGGGCGAUCAUGUCACGUUGCAGGCUGCUGCAGAUUGGUAUGGUGUCAAAAUAUUUGUGAUUACAUCUUACAAGGACACAUGUUACAUUGAGAUUCUACCGGAGACACAGAGGUCUGAAAGAGUAAUAUUUCUGAGCUUUUGGGCAGAGGUGCAUUACAACUCAAUUUAUCCGGAAGAAGAAAUGCUUCCAUCUUGUGCAAAGAAAAAGAAAAAAUGGUGGAAUUUCGGCAGUUAGGAUCAGUGCAGAAAUGGAUGCAACUAUUUCAUGCAUCCGUUGCAGACAAAAGCUGACCAUAAUAAUUUUGGCUCUUAAAGGCAAUUGGUUCAUCAGUAUGACCGGCUUUAUAAUCAUCUGAGCUUUUAUUCUCAGCUGAGCUGCAUAUCUAUUUAGUUAUAUAUAUAUCUUGAUGCUGCCAGUGCUCAGUGCCAGCGCCCAGAGCUUAGAGUUGGUUCCUCCCUCUUCUCCUCCUUUUAUUCUAUGUAUAUAAAAAUAGUAAUACAAUAAUAACAAUAAUAGUAAUAAUCAUAAUAAUAAUAAUAAUAAUUAUAAUAACCUUUAUUUUCGGUCUUGUACAGUAUUCAUUUGUAUAUAUAUAUUUUUGUAUCUAAUAAGCUGCCUAUUGUUUUAGCACAUGUACUAACAAAAAAAGUGAGUGGAAUUUUAUCCAUCA
Cicer arietinum (chickpea) is the source of this 1821-nucleotide messenger RNA. RefSeq names its product OVARIAN TUMOR DOMAIN-containing deubiquitinating enzyme 12. Lineage: Eukaryota; Viridiplantae; Streptophyta; Magnoliopsida; Fabales; Fabaceae. Gene Ontology annotation, biological process: protein deubiquitination. Gene Ontology annotation, molecular function: cysteine-type deubiquitinase activity. The record is from RefSeq and is a predicted model, not a curated record.